UAGAAGGGAAAUCGCAGGCGUUUAUCACAUGCCAGUCUCCGAAUAUUACAAUGAGAAUUUUCAUAGAUUCGAAUCCCUCCAAAUAUCAAACUCCUCCCACUAAAUCCACUCUCUGUGGCUCCCAAUUCCCUUCUCUUUCUGUCUUGCUUUCAUACAGUCCCCAGAAGUCUCUCCUUCUCUCAGCCAUAAUCUCAAGCACUUGUUGUACUUCACUGCCUUUUGUUUUUCCCUACUACUUGUCCCUGUCUUCUUCCUCUUCUCUUGUUUUCGACUGAAAGAACCAAACUUUUUGCUAUAUGAAGAAAAACCCACAAUUUUUUUUUUCACAUGACUAAAGACCCUUAUGGAUUGAUUGAGAUUUCAGAAUAGCAAAAGAAGCUAUGCAGCCUUCAUCUGUUUCUCAAGAACCCAUUAAUUUGUGGAACUCUGCAUCCCAAUUGGGUUCUUUUUUACUUGAUAAUUCUGUUAAGUUCAAUGGGAAUUUCAAUUAUGAGGGCUACUCCUCAUUAUUGUCCAACAGUUUGCGUUUUGAUGGCUUAGUUAGUUCAUUUUCUCAAAAGAAGCCAAAUACUGUUGCUUCAUUGAGUUUGAGUACUAAAGGUGCUGCCUUUAGGAUUAGGAGAGUUUUGAAUCAGUUUAAUAGGUUCAUUAAGUUUAAUUGUGAGAAAAUCCCACUUGGGUUUGCCUCAUUAGGGUCUAAUUAUGGGGAAAGCAAUGGCUUUAGGGAGGAUGACAAUGGAGUUUGUGUGAGUGAGGGAGUGCCUGUUAAUGGUGUUGAAUCAGAAAAUCCUAAAAAAGUACUAAUUUUGAUGAGUGACACCGGUGGUGGUCACAGGGCGUCUGCUGAGGCUAUUAAGGCUGCCUUUAAUGAAGAAUUUGGGGAUGAUUAUCAGGUGUAUAUUACUGAUUUAUGGACUGAUCAUACGCCUUGGCCUUUCAACCAACUGCCAAGGAGUUAUAACUUCUUGGUGAAACAUGGACCUUUGUGGAAAAUGACAUAUUAUGCUUCUGCCCCACGUGUGGUUCAUCAAUCCAACUUUGCUGCAACAUCAACUUUUAUAGCUCGGGAGGUUGCUAAAGGUUUAAUGAAGUACCAACCAGAUAUUAUUAUUAGUGUACAUCCCUUGAUGCAGCAUGUCCCACUCCGUAUAUUGAGAGCAAAGGGUCUUCUGGAGAAGAUUGUAUUUACCACUGUGGUGACAGAUUUGUGCACGUGUCAUCCCACAUGGUUUCACAAGCUUGUAACAAGAUGCUACUCUCCAUCUGACGAGGUGGCAAAACGAGCGGUAAAAGCUGGAUUGAAGCCCUCCCAAAUUAAGGUUUAUGGCCUUCCAGUCCGACCUUCCUUUGUCAAGCCUGUUCGUCCUAAGGUUGGUAGAUUUUCCUGGGAGAUAGGAAUCAACUUUUUCAAUUUUUUUGAGCUGUUACAAUUGAUUUCCUUUUAAAUCCCAUAUAUAUGC
Messenger RNA from Coffea arabica (coffee), 1460 nucleotides. The record is from RefSeq and is a predicted model, not a curated record. NCBI's taxonomy places the organism in Eukaryota, Viridiplantae, Streptophyta, Magnoliopsida, Gentianales, Rubiaceae.